Hevea brasiliensis (rubber tree) is the source of this 702-nucleotide messenger RNA. Its product is annotated as agamous-like MADS-box protein AGL61. The transcript has a single exon. Gene Ontology annotation, biological process: regulation of transcription by RNA polymerase II. Bases 67 to 702 code for a protein of 211 amino acids. Gene Ontology annotation, molecular function: DNA-binding transcription factor activity, RNA polymerase II-specific; protein dimerization activity; RNA polymerase II cis-regulatory region sequence-specific DNA binding. Lineage: Eukaryota; Viridiplantae; Streptophyta; Magnoliopsida; Malpighiales; Euphorbiaceae. The record is from RefSeq and is a predicted model, not a curated record.
GUAUACGCAUUACAUGCAUCAACACCAACACAAGCCCACAUACAGAAGCUCAACUUUUUGCGACCAAUGGCAGGCAAGCAAACCAAAGGGAGGCAAAAGAUCACAAUGAAGAGAAUAGAGAACGAAGAUGACAGGCUAAUCGCUUUCUCUAAACGCAGAUCUGGGAUUUACAAGAAGGCAAGUGAAUUAGUUACACUUUGUGGUGCAGAGGUUGGUGUGCUAGUGUUUUCACCGGCAGGCAAGCCCUUCUCCUUUGGCCAACCAUCUAUAGAAUCCAUGGCAAAUCGUUUCCUUGAGAACCCACCGCCUAAAGACAAUACAUACCCUCUGGUGGAGGCUCAUAGGAAGAUGAGGAUUGACGAGCUAAACCAGCAGUAUAGUGAAAUGCUUAGCCAACUGGAAGCUGAGAAAGAGCGAGGAAACAUGUUGAAGCAGAUGAUGAUCAGAGGGAAAGGGAGGCGGCAGCAGCAGCAGCAGCAGCAGAGUUAUUGGUGGGAAGCUCCUGUGGAUGAGCUUAACUUUCAAGAACUUCACCAAAUGAAUUUUGUGUUGGAAGAGCUUCACAGUAAUUUAUGCAGGAAAAUUAAUGGACCCUUUUCCUCCAGGAAUCCAAUAUUUGCUUCUAAUAAUGCCAAUCUGCAGAAUGAUCCUGCUGCUUCUUCUUUCCCUCAUGGAUGUGGUUAUGGGCGCAGGUAUUUUUAA